UUUUAUUUCUUUCUAGAAAAGCGUUUUGGACUUAAGCCAAAUUGUUGAAGGAGUAAUUUGUGUUCCGAGUUCUUCUUUAAUGAGAGACCGUCAGCCAUCAAGACGAGGGACCAUAGAUUCCGUCCGAUCUCGGUGAAUGGGUGCAAUGGCACACACCAUUUCAUGUAUGGAUCCAACAUGCCUUGAUGCGAUGAGAUCGGUUCGCAUUCCAAGCAAGUAUAUGGAGAAGAUUUGGAGAUAGAUUCGUGAAGGAAGAGAGCAGCGAGAGAGAUCUCCUUCCGCAAAGGCUGGUCGAGAGUAUCGGGAGAGGAGUGGAGCGAGGAUUUGGGCGAUAACAACUGCUGCGAAAAGAUUCGAUCAAACAGCUCUUUGGAUGCCAUCGCACCCCUCAGACAAUGCAAUCCUAGCCGAUUUUUGCGAGAUCUUCAGCUCCUCAGAUACCUGUCCUCCUCCUUCAAUGGAUCACGAUCGCUUCCUUCUCGGCCCGGAGCGAGGCUGAUGGUAUUUAGGUUCUUGGUAAGAGUGUUGGAUGGAAGUUCUGUUGCUGGGUGAAACGGAGGAAGCAUGACACCGAAUGAACAGACCAAAGGCAGCGUCCCCGGUGACGGUGGACUCAGAAUGGGGAAGAAGAACAAGCAGAAGAAGAUCCCCCAGCGCGGGCUUGGAGUCGCCCAAUUGGAGAAACUCCGGCUAGAAGAACAGCAGAAGAAGGGCGCGUCUUCCUCCUCCGAUCCAUCCACGCAGGGCUUCGGUUUCCCGCCCCCGCCACCGCCGCCGCAGCAGCAGCAGCAGCCUUACUUCCCGCUCGCCACGGACGAAGGCGUGAUGCGACCUCGAGUCGCCCUGGUCGUGCCUGUCAAUUCCUACCCUGUCAUAUCAAUGCCACCCCCCCGGCCGGUCGCGCAGGACACCUCCAUGCCAGUGCUGUGGAACGCCGGCGAUCCGAACGCUUGCGACGGUGAGGCUUUUGCUAAGAGUUUUGGGUUUCAUGUCCCUCCGGGGAGCGAUCUCUCGAACACCAGUUGUCGAUCCAGGACGCCAAUGACACUGGUUAGGAGCAUCCAUCUUUCGCUGCGAUGUCAUGGGUUGCUUCGGUCCACGGCAGUGCUCACGAGUCCGUGUUGCUUGAUCUGCAGGCGAACAUGGCAUCACCAGCGUCGUCCGUGGAGCCCCCUUCAAACCAAACCACUUCGCAUAGCUACGACUUGCUAUCUUGCUGGCGAGAGCGAGAGCGAGAGCGAGAGAAAGAGCGAGCGAGGAUCCUUGGCAGGAAGCGGCCAUGUCCGUUUUACCCCGACGACAUCUCCAGUCAAACAGCUUACCCCUCUAAACUCCCUUCACCUGCAAAUGGAAUUGCUGGUUUCAGAAGAGACGCUUCGAGUUCCGGUCUUCAUCCCGACAGAGGCAACAAAGAAAAUGGCAGCUUUCUCACCUUGUGUCCCAAGUGCUCUUCCCCCAACCCAUCAUUCUAUAAACCCGAUCUUGGUGAUGUUGGUCAGGCAAGAAAGUGGUGCACUUUGUUUCACACCCUUCUUACGGUCAUCACUCUCUUCUUCCUCCUUGAUCGAACUUGCUUGUUUGCUGCAGGAUGAACGACCCUACUACAGUUUCAUACCCAUCGGUCCAAGUAGAUCUGAGACAGCAACAUCCGAGAGGAGAGGAGAAGCAGCGGAUGGUAUCGAUCUCAAUCUGAAGCUUUGAGAAAGGAGGCUUAACAUUGCUUUUAGUACGUGUUCUUCGAGUUUCAUUUUGGAUCGUCAUGAAUCGCAUCAUCUGGUAAUGUCGUAUAAAUCGAGACGAUGCCAUCGAUCCAAGAAAUCUGCUGCAUACUUCAGUUCUACGAGGUCUUUAGACAUAUAUAUUAUGGAUCAUAUGACUACAAGCCAUUGGAGUAUGGUUGGAGAUCGAGUUGAAGACUAUGAAAUGAAUCAUGUGUAUGAUUUGACCGAUCGAACUGCUGCAAUGCAGGGAACUAAUAAAUAAUACGAGUGGCGUGAUUCUACUGAUA
Messenger RNA from Musa acuminata AAA Group (dessert banana), 2008 nucleotides. RefSeq lists its product as uncharacterized. The transcript has 2 exons. Gene Ontology annotation, molecular function: DNA-binding transcription factor activity. NCBI's taxonomy places the organism in Eukaryota, Viridiplantae, Streptophyta, Magnoliopsida, Zingiberales, Musaceae. Bases 565 to 1701 code for a protein of 378 amino acids. The record is from RefSeq and is a predicted model, not a curated record.